AUGAGCGCGAUCGUGGCAGCCGAGGCGGGAGAAGCCCCUCGGAUUUCGCCUUUCACUGAUGGCGAGGCUGCCUCAGAUGACGCCAGUGGCUUUGGCCAUCGACCAGCACCAGUCAUUGGCGUGCUCCUUCAACCUGUUGAUGAAAACUUGCCUCUCGAAGUCGCCGGGGUGUCUCGGGAGAAGCUCGCAGCAGGCAACACCAGCUAUGUCGCUGCCUCUUAUUUCAAAUAUAUUGAAUCCGCCGGUUGCGUAGCUUUGCCCAUUGACUUGGAGUGGAGCGAGCAAGAACAUAGGACCAUAUUCGGGCAGAUAAACGGCCUCCUCCUUCCCGGAGGCUCAGCCGAUAUCAGCCGCUGGGAUGCACCGUACAUCAGAAUUGCAAGACUCUACUAUGACAUGGCCCUCGAGUCGAAUGCGUCCGGGCGGUUCUUUCCGAUAGUUGGCAUAUGCCUAGGCUACGAGGCGCUGGUGGUUGUCGCUAGCGGGAAUGUUGGCUACUUCUCGCAGCAGACGGAAGAUGAUCUGGAUAGAAGAAGAGUUCUUACUUUCACUCCCGAAGCAAGCGCUUCAGUGCUUUUCGGCUCAGGGAGCUUCCCCGCCAGCAAGAACAGUGAACAACAAAACAGCAUUCAACGUAGCGUGGGUGUUUUGAAGUCACCGGAAGACAGGAGGGGACCUUUGAGAAAUCGUGCAAUGGAAGGCUCCAUGGAGGACGAGGGAAAAACUGAUGAGGGAAGCGAUGAACUUCUGGGGCAUAUAGAUCCACAGCAGGAAGAGCACGACCUGGCAGCCUUACGCAGCAGUUUCUCAGUUAAGGCUGUAAGACACCUGUUAGCAUCUCACCCAAUAGCUUACUUUCAUCACUACAGGAAUCUAUCUGUGAAAGAAUUUCGUCAGGACGACAAACUUCAACGUGAAUGGCUUUUAACUGCGACCGCGAAACUCCCCAGGGAGAGCACAGCGGAAAUUGUCGCCGCUAUCGAGCACAAACAGUUUCCAUUCUAUGGCUUCCAGUUUCAUCCGGAAAAAGCUCUCUACGAGCACUGUCCCAAAAGCCGUAUUCCCCAUUUCUUUAGCGCUCUUCUACCCUCGUUGUACAUUUCCGCGUUCUUGGGUUUAAUUGCGCGUCAUUCUCGUAAUGAAUUUAAGGAUCAACGAGAGAGGUUUGACAAGAUAGAAUUUGCAUUCACGCCGACCAGGACAGCGGUGUACGGGCAGAUCUAUUCUUUCGAACAGGCCUAUAUUUUUCCAUCAGGAGUAAAGAAAGACAUUCGUGAACGAUUGCAAACCUUCCUGGAAGCACAGAGCAAACAAAUGGGAGAACUGCAAGGGCACCAACAGAAUACUUCAACUCUGAUGGCGUCGAUUCACGAGGCAUAA
Messenger RNA from Cyclospora cayetanensis, 1380 nucleotides. Its product is annotated as gamma-glutamyl hydrolase. Gene Ontology annotation, cellular component: vacuole. Gene Ontology annotation, molecular function: gamma-glutamyl-peptidase activity. Bases 1 to 1380 code for a protein of 459 amino acids. Gene Ontology annotation, biological process: tetrahydrofolylpolyglutamate metabolic process. The transcript has 5 exons. NCBI's taxonomy places the organism in Eukaryota, Apicomplexa, Conoidasida, Eucoccidiorida, Eimeriidae. The record is from RefSeq and is a predicted model, not a curated record.